UUCCAUCUACCGUAAUGGCGUCCAGGCUGUAUCCACUUACUUGUACAUCGUUUUGAGUGAAAUGGCCAUAUUUUUCCACCAAGAUGUACGAGACGUUUUUCAAAACCGAAAAGUUAUUGUUAUUGGUGACUCCAUCCAGCGUUCUGUAUACAAAGAUCUUGUCUGCCUCUGGACGCAAAAAGACAGUCGUUAUCUGAUGCAAAGAGAGCUUCGCGCGAAGGGCGAACUUGCAUUUCUCGGUGACAAAUUGCUUAGCGGUGGAAAGCUUGAAGGAAAAAUGGUGAAUGGGGUCAGUUACAGAGAGGUGCGAGAAUUUAAGGACAACGAGGUUUCCUUCAAGUAUUACUUUGUGACUCGGGCUUACAGUGAACACAUGACAUCGAUUCUGAAUGAGUUGAAAACAUGUGGACCCGACAUUAUUAUUAUGAAUUCAACCUUUUGGGAUUUGCAUCAUUACGGCGAUAAUGAUUUACAGCAGUAUCAAGAGAACUUAGACAAGCUUUUGAAGGGAAUAAACGAAAUAUUUCCUUUGAGUUUAUUGUUCAUUUGGAACGCUGCCUUACCUCUAGCUGAGCGCUGCAAGGGAGGUUUUCUUCGCAAAGGAUUUCUCACAAUCCCAGUGGAUAAGAUCAUGAAGGCGAAUAAUCUCGCACGGUUCGCUACCUCAAGUCAGCAGAAAAUCUUUUUGGAUUUGUUCACCGAGUUGAGAAACAGGGAUAAUUUUACCCAAGCCGAAGACGGGAUUCAUUGGGGAAUGCGAGCGCAUCGCAAAAUUUCAAAUCUUAUUUUGACGGAAGUCUGCACCUCAUGGAAUAAGAAAUUACCCGACCCUCCCCAGCUGCCGAACCGGCCAGACAAUAGGAAUUCCUCUCCAAUACCUUGGUCGAGCUAUUACCCAGAUAAUCGCGACUCAAACGAUUGGAAUUCGUCUUCUUACAACGGUGGCUACGACGUGGACUACAUUUUGCCAUACUGGGAUUCGCAUUUCACAUCAUCAAUGCAUGAUAGAUAUCAAAUCCCUUCGCGGCUCCUUUCUGGAGGCUUGAGCAGCCCUUUUGAUUACGGCCGUAAUUUUAACUUGGGUUACAGUGUCCCCUAUGGCUCCCAAAGGGUACAAGAAUAUCAACCAAUUCAGACAGUCAUUCCCUAUGUUUUUCCAAGUUAUUAUCCACCAGUGCAAGAAAUGAAUUUUAAUUUUGCAACUCCAGUGGGUCCUCAUCAUCCACCCAAGUAUCUUUUCAAACCUGCUUAUUCUGACCCCUUUCCAAUGAAGUCUUACAGUCCAUUGACUAGUAACCAUUUCAGUUCCCUUGUAGGGAGGGCUCCAGGCUUUCUGCCGACCCCUCCUGGAACUCCAUCUUAUGCUGUUUAUAGAGAUGGCAGCUCUAGUUAUAAAGAUCGUUUUAAGAAGUUAAGUAACCCAAGUGUGAGAGGGCGCAAAUUCAAGUCAAGCUCCUCCACUUCUGAAAACACUGCACAAAACAGACAGAGUCAAACACCCCAAAAUUCAGCUAGUAAUAAAAAUUCAGGUUCUGCUUCUGCCACGAAUGGCUCUGAAUUGUCAGAUCAAAACAACAAUGAGGCACAAGGUAGCUCCAUUGAUGAGUCUUUCCCAAAACCAAAUGAUAAAAAUGUAGUUGUAGAAACUGGGGAAUCCCCUACAGAUGAAACAAAAUCUCCAUUGAGUUCAGCUAAUCCAGGGGGGAGCAGUGACCCUGUAUCAGAUGUGAAUGCAGAAUUCCCAGAUGACAAAAAUGGUGGUGAACAGAAAGGUAAAUCUUUAAAAGGCAACAAAGAGAUGUGCGGAACAAAGAGGAACGUUGAUGAUGAGGUGAAGAUUUCUGCUGUUGUGAGUGAUGACGCAAAACCUGGAGCAAAGAGAAAAUUUGAUGGUGAUGAGUAUGCCACAGCAGAAGAUGUAAAUACAUCUGGCAUAAAGAGGAAGUGCAACGAGGACAAGAUGGCUCUGGCCGAGGAUUCAAACCCUGGUAAGAUUGCUUCCAAUGAAAGUUUAUUUGCUGAUGGGGACAGUUUACGAUGUGGAAUGAAGAGGAAACUGAAAGAUGUGGAAGAACCAACUGAUGUAAAAGAUGCCCAUGAAAAUGGAUUCUCCCAAGUUGAUGGAGAUUUUCAUGAUUCAAAGAGAAAACACACACUGCUGGAGGUAAAUUUGUCUCAGAAUAACAACAGGGUAGAGCAUGAAGAAACCCAGAUAGCUAAGAAUCUUGCUGUCCAUGAUCAUCUAAGAUGUGCCUUGAAAUAUGAUAGCUUUAUCUAGAACUUUAAGUGCACCUUGUUUUUGCAUUUUCUAAAAGUUUAUAUUUUUUUGAGUGGAUAGAGGUUUGGAACAAUUAAAGAUUCUUUUAUGAUGGAUAUAAGUUAAAAUAUUUUUGAUAACAUCCUUAUAAAUAUUAAGUAAAUGUUAUUUUGUUACUGUUGUCCAUCCAGGGAAGUCUAUCAUGUUAAUGACAUUGAAGUAAGAAAUUUAUGUAUUUAAGUGAAAACUUAGUUCACAUCUUCAUUUUGAUUAGAGUGAUGACAAAUAUUGUAUUUUUAUUGAUAUUUCUAAGGUUGUAUAAAACAAGAUUAUUUUGUUAUAUAUGAUUACAUAUUGAUAAUUAAUUUACACUAUCUAGUAAACAUGUGGCUUUAACUGUUGCUGGUCGCACCGGAUAACAAAAACUGGAUUGGGACAGUGCAGCUUCUGAAACUAAACUGAAGACUUUUUACAAACAAGUAAGGAGGGUUAGUUUCUAAAGAAACUGUGGUGCUGUGUCAGUGAGGGUAACAAGGUUAUUUGGUUAUUUC
Messenger RNA from Stylophora pistillata, 2808 nucleotides. RefSeq lists its product as uncharacterized. The record is from RefSeq and is a predicted model, not a curated record. Lineage: Eukaryota; Metazoa; Cnidaria; Anthozoa; Scleractinia; Pocilloporidae.